AUGCCAUUUGGUUUGAAGAAUGCAGGCUCAACGUAUCAACGGUUGGUGAAUCAGAUGUUCAAAGACCAACUUGGGAAGACAAUGGAAGUUUAUAUCGACGACAUGGUUGUCAAAAGUGCGGUGAAAACCCAACACCUAAGUCAUCUUCAGGAAACCUUCGACGUGUUGAGGCAAUAUCAGAUGAGGCUGAAGCCAACCAAAUGUGCUUUCGGUGUCUCAUCUGGUCAAUUUUUGGGGCACAUUGUGAAUAGGCAGGGCAUUGAACCAAACCUAGAGAAGGUGGAGGCGUUACGGAACAUGCCAAGCCCGAAGACUCCAAGAGAAGUGCAGGUGCUAACAGGGCGGAUAGCGGCAUUGAGUGGGUUCAUCUCACGUUUGUCCGACCGGUGCAAACCCUUCUUCCGGGCAAUCCAGAAUAGAAAAUAUGACGUUUGGGGUCCAGAGCAAGUGGAAGCUUUUGAUCAACUGAAACGAUACUUGACAAGUCCCCCAAUCCUAACUAUACCAAAGCCAGGAGAGAUGUUGUAUGUCUACCUUGCCAUAACUGAAGCUGCAGUAAGCGUAGCAUUGUUUCGGGAAGAGAACUACCUCCAACAACCUAUUUUCUAUGUCAGCAAGAGCUUGAUUGACGCUGAGAAGAGAUACACUCCAGCAGAGAAACUUGUCUUGGCAUCGGUAGUAACCAAGAGGAAACUCCGGCAAUAUUUUGAGGCUCAUACCAUUACAAUGCUCACGAAUCAGCCUAUUAAAGUAAUCUUGUCCAAGCUAGAUCUGUCGGGUAGAGUCACAAAAUGGACGAUCGAGUUAGGAGCGUUUGACAUCAGGUACCAACCGAGAACAUCUAAAAAAGGACAGGUAGUUGCUGAUUUUCUCGUCGAAUGUUAUCCCAUAGAAGGAAUGUAUGAGAAACAAAGGGAUACAAUAGGAGCAGGGUGCAAUAAGGAAACACUGUGGGAGUUAUAUGCAGACGGCUCAUCUAACCAGGCAGGGGCCAGGGUCGGGAUCGUUCUUUCUUUGCUGGAAGGAAUAGAGCUAGAAUACUCUAUCAGAUUGGAUUUCCCCACCUCAAACAAUGUUGCUGAAUAUGAAGCCUUGGUAUUGAGAUUGAAAAUUGCCGAACUUCUGAAGAUAAGUAAUUUGAAGGUGUACAGUAACUCCCAACUUAUAGUCAAUCAAGAAAAUGAGGGAUACGCGACUAAAGAUGAAAGGAUGGAGGCGUAUCAACAAAUAUCAAAGCGUUUGUCUCAACAAUUCAAGAAGUUCGAACAGAAGCAGAUUCUGAGAUAG
Molecule: messenger RNA, 1287 nt
Organism: Prunus armeniaca (apricot)
Lineage: Eukaryota; Viridiplantae; Streptophyta; Magnoliopsida; Rosales; Rosaceae
Source: the annotation of a GenBank genome assembly